AGCUGGGUGUGGGUGCCCGCAGCCCGGGGGGGUCCGGGCGGCCCCUGCCCUCGCUGCCCCGCACGCUCGGGGAUUGCUGGGCGUUUCGAGUCAACAGCAAAACUAGCAAGAUUGCAAAGUGAAAUUCCGGAGGAAAUUUAAAGAGCAUCCGGAUCCGGAGAAAGACAGAAAGAAAGAGGAAGGGAGAAAUAAAUCAAAACGUGGAGAGAAUCUCAGGCAGCUGAAGAAAGGACGGGAGAGAAACCAGCUGACACCCGGGCAGAGAUGGGGGAGCAGCCAAUCUUCAGCACCAGGGCCCAUGUUUUCCAGAUCGACCCUGCCACCAAACGGAACUGGAUCCCUGCCAGCAAGCACGCUUUGACUGUCUCCUAUUUCUACGAUGCCACACGCAAUGUGUACCGGAUCAUCAGCGUGGGGGGCACCAAGGCAAUCAUCAACAGCACUAUUACCCCCAACAUGACCUUCACAAAGACGUCCCAGAAAUUUGGACAAUGGGCAGACAGCCGAGCCAACACAGUGUAUGGGUUGGGCUUUGCUUCGGAGCAACAUCUCUCCCAGUUUGCAGAGAAGUUCCAGGAAGUGAAAGAAGCAGCCCGUUUGGCGAGGGAGAAGUCCCAGGAUAAAACAGAGCUGACCAAUCCUGCCCUGAAUAUCACAUCUCACCAGGUGCUUCCCAGCCCCAUCAUCAGCUCCAAUGGGCCAGGAGAAGAUAAACUAUUCCGGAGCCAAAGUGCCGAUGUUGAGAUAACAACAGAGAAGGAGCGGCUGAAGAAGAUGCUUUCAGAAGGUUCGGUGAGUGAGGUCCAGUGGGAGGCUGAAUUCUUCAGCCUCCAGGACAACAACAACAAGCUUGUGGCUGCCCUCCAUGAAGCCAACGCCAACGUGGACCAGUGGAAGAAGCAGCUGGCUGCUUAUCAGGAGGAGACGGAAACACUGCGGCAGCGGGUAGCAGAACUGGAGUCACAGGGUGCUCACGAUUCCUCCAGUGAGAACAACAAGGAAGACCUGAGCCAAACCCUGGAGGAGCUGGAAAUACUGAUCAAGGCUAAAGACGAGGAGAUUCAGAUGCUAAAGAGCCAGAAGUGUGGCCGAUGGGAAGCAGAGGGCGAGCGUGAGGAGACACUGCAGAAGCUGCAGGAGCUGGAGGCAUGCAACGCAGAACUGGAGCGACGCCUUCACCUUGCCGAGCAGACGCUGGCAGAGACCCUGGCUGAGAGGGAGAAGAUCCAGAACGAGGUCACCAAGGUGGCAGAGAUAAUGGAUGUGAAGAUAUUUGAGCUCAGUGAGAUCCGUCAGGGACUAGCCAAGCUGGUAGAAAGCAACUGAGCGGCAGCACACUCAAAGGAGACACCUCCGGAGGAGGGGAGCCCGAGCCGGGACUGGUCGCUGACAGCAAUUACGGUCACAGAACAGCCUCGAGGUCUGUUCGGGCAGGAUACGCCAACAUACCAGCAGCUGCCUGGACAGUGUGGAGACCAGCCACAGCCACUUACUGCCCACUGAACACCCAGAGGGCAGAGAGGACCUGAGCUCCUGAAUCCUCUAUGGGGAGCAUGUACAAGUCACAGCCAGACCUCUCUGGACCCUGCCGUGGCUGUGGCAUGGUCCAGAGACAGCAGCUGUCCCCGUGCUGCCUUCCCAGCCUCCCUGCUGCCACACUGUGUCUCCAACGUUUUUACAGUUUUCUAGGGGAAGGGGCUGAGCAGCCUUCGCGUUUUUUCAGUAGUUUUUUAGGAAACCACUUGCCUUUUGCAAAUAAGCUGCCUGUUUCCCCACCUAGGGAGGGAGGAGAAGUUCUAGCAUACCAAGGACAACAGUUGCUCCUUUUCCUCUUCCCCAGCCCUAACUGCAUCAUGUCUUUCUAACAGGAUCCAGUAACACUGGUCACUGUCAGGAGCUUCCAGAGGUAGCAGAGUCCCCACUGCAGAGGAGGGUGCUUGCCUGACCAUGUCCUUUCCACCGUUCAGUCACAUCCUCCAGAGGAAAAGGAACUGCAGGUUUUAAAGCUCUUAUUAGUUUAACACAGUGGGAUUUAACGACUUGUUAAAACUCCUUUAAGCAGAAAAGACUAGAGGCUUGGUUGGGAAAGGGGCAUUUGAGAAAUGGGACAUCCCCGAGGGGAUGGCCAACAAACUGCUAGAUUGGCAUCUCUCCUGGCCUCUAAGGGCUGCAGUUAAUUGAAAUUAAAUGGAGCAAAUCACAGUUGCUCUUCGUUUCUUUUUUUCUUUUUUUUAUUAGGAAACAGUCCACAGAGAUGUCCUGCUCCAUGUCAGCCGAGCAGUAUUCCUUGUGAAGGGUACUGGUCCCAGCUUGCCACGCUUGGCCAGAUUAAACGAGAACAGGAGGCAUUUGGAGCAUGCUGGGACCGGUGCCCUGCAGGGCCUGUGGGAAGUUUGUGAGUUAUUGUAGAUGUUGUCUAGUAAUAGGAAUUGAGCAAGGCCUGAGGGAGGCACCACAGAAACCUGGAAAGUUCUGCCCCCCCACGGUGCCCGCUGUGCCCCCGUAGUUACCUAGGAGCAUGCUUAGCCCUGUGCUGAAUGACGAAGCAGUGUCUGUGUAGAAGUAGUUUGUAACCUUACAGGUGUGUUGAUGGAUUUGGAUUUUGUUAUUGUUUUUUUUGCCCUCUUUGCCUUUAUAAGUUAGGCAAAGACAGCAGUAAUCCUGGGAAUGUUUCACAGGUCUGCAGAAACUCCGGUACUUAGCAAGUGCUGGCUGGUACUGCCCUCUCCGCACCCAGCUGAACCUCGGCAGACAUGUGUAAAGGCAGUGUGGCUCCUCAGGGCCUGCCUCUCCUUUCACUCACCUGGUGACCACGAGAGGAACCCACAGUUCCACGUACUGCCUGCAAGUCAGGGCAGGAUUAGGUCUUGCACCUUGGGAAUCUGCUGGAGUGGAGAACUGCUGGUGACUCUGUGCUGGAUUGUGUCUAGGCAAAGCCCUUCCCUCUCCCAGGGGUGAUGAGGAAACAUUGAGAUUUCCAGACCUGCAUAGCCAGGGAAGGGCUUUUCUGUUUUGGGGUUGGGGUCUUUUUUGUUGUUUUUCACUUUUUUUUUUUUUUUUUGCAUGAAGUGUUCUCACAACUGUAUGGGGCUGGAGCUACUGUAGUAAUAUUUGUUUCAGGGUAUUUAAGAAGGGAAGGAAGUAACUGGGUGGCAAAAAUUUGUAGGGACUUGUUUAUCACCCCAUGCCAGUGUUCAUAUUUUAUUCCUACAGGAGCAGCCUUCUUUUGAAAUAGAGAUCAGCUCCUAGAAAG
Molecule: messenger RNA, 3253 nt
Organism: Pygoscelis adeliae (Adelie penguin)
Lineage: Eukaryota; Metazoa; Chordata; Aves; Sphenisciformes; Spheniscidae
Gene: HOMER3
Product: homer homolog 3 (Drosophila)
Exons: 9
Coding region: 265-1326 (353 amino acids)
Biological process (GO): regulation of store-operated calcium entry; G protein-coupled glutamate receptor signaling pathway
Cellular component (GO): cytoplasm; plasma membrane; dendrite
Molecular function (GO): G protein-coupled glutamate receptor binding
Source: RefSeq, a predicted model, not a curated record